This is a messenger RNA of Puccinia graminis f. sp. tritici CRL 75-36-700-3, 681 nucleotides long. RefSeq lists its product as uncharacterized. The transcript has a single exon. Lineage: Eukaryota; Fungi; Basidiomycota; Pucciniomycetes; Pucciniales; Pucciniaceae. Bases 1 to 681 code for a protein of 226 amino acids. The record is from RefSeq and is a predicted model, not a curated record.
AUGUCCGAUUGCAUGCAAUCGGACACGAGCGGGUUGAUCAAUAGUUUCAUCUGGCCCGUGUCCGAUUACAUGCAAUCGGACAUGGGCAGAUUGAUCAACAGUUUCAACCUGCUCAUGUCCGAUUGCAUGCAAUCGGACACGGACAGGUUGAUUGACAGUUUCAACCUGCCCAUGUCCGAUUGCAUGCAAUCGGACACGAGCGGGUUGAUCAAUAGUUUCAACUGGCCCGUGUCCGAUUACAUGCAAUCGGACAUGGGCAGACUGAUCAACAGUUUCAACCUGCUCAUGUCCGAUUGCAUGCAAUCGGAUACGGGCAGGUUGAUUGACAGUUUCAACCUGCCCAUGUCCGAUUGCAUGCAAUCGGACACGAGCGGGUUGAACAAGACUAUCAACUGGCCCGUGUCCAAUUACAUGCAAUCGGACAUGGGCGGAUUGAUCAACAGUUUCAACCUGCCCAUGUCCGAUUGCAUGCAAUCGGACACGAGCGGGAUGAUCAAUAGCUUCAACUGGCCCGUGUCCGAUUACAUGCAAUUGGACAUGGGCAAGUUGAAACUGUCAAUCAACCCGCUCGUGUCCGAUUACAUGCAAUUGGACAUGGGCAAGUUGAAACUGUCAAUCAACCCGCUCGUGUCCGAUUGCAUGCAAUCGGACAUGGGCCAGUUGAUCAACAGUUUCAACUAG